GAACAUCUGGGGCGGCGGCGGCGCAUCCCCCGGCGGCCGCAGCUGGAGGGUCCCGCGGCCGCGGGGCUCGCCCGGGCCGGCAGAGAAAGCGCUCGGAGGGGGCGAGGGAAGGCGGAGGAAGAGGCUGCGAGGGAGCGGGGCGGCGCAGGUAUCGCCCAGCAGAAAACCAUGGGCAAUUUCAAAGGGCAUGCCCUCCCUGGAAGCUUUUUCCUUCUUUUUGGCUUGUGGUGGUCAGUGAAGUAUCCACUGAAGUACGCCUGUCGAAAAAACAAGAACGCUUGCUACCUUGGUUCCAGGGCAGGAUUUCAGCGCCUGGAGUUUGUUGAGGGGAUCAUCAAAGCUGUCUUUGCCCUGAUUGGAAUGGUGGCCGAGCAGUUUGUUCCCGAUGGACCUCAUCUGAAGUUGUAUAAUUAUGAGGAAAAGCACUGGGAUCACUUGAUGAACUGGCAACAUGCCACCAUGUACCUCUUCUAUGGCAUUUCAGGGUUGGUUGACAUCGUGGCUCACGGGACCAACACACUGCCAGUGGCCAUGGACAGGAUGAUGCUUUCCUUAGCGGUGUUCAUUGAAGGUUUUCUGUUUUGCUACCAUCUUCAUGGGAGAGCCAUGCUGGAUGUUCAUGUUCAUCAGUUAUUGCUAUUUGCUAUCUUUGGAGCUGCUGUUUGCAUAUUUCUGGAAGUUUUCUUCCGUGGCAGUAUUGUGCUAGAGAUGCUCCGUACAAGCCUCUGUAUAUUACAAGGCAGCUGGUUCUGGCAGAUUGGUUUUGUGCUUUAUCCUCCAAAUGGGAGCCCAGAGUGGAAUCAGACGGAUCACACUAAUAUGAUGUUCCUGACCAUGUGCUAUUGCUGGCAUUACGCCUUUGCUUUUCUUAUACUUGCAGUGAAUUACACAAUCGUCAGCUGGGCAGUUCGUUCAAAGGUUAAACAGUCCCAGUCCAUGGAAAUGGGAUUACUGAAAACAUCUGAACGAGAUCAGGAGUCAGAAGAUGAAAUUUAGUAUGAAUAUGGCUUGACUAGUUUACCUGCUCUAUCAUUAGGCUAACUGAUACCUCAUUUCUAGAUUUGUUUGCCAUCUUAUUCAUUCUUUACUACAACAUGCUAUGCAAAUAUCAUCCCCUGAGUACUGUCUACAUCUACACAGUUACAUCUUUAUUUGCAGAGGGUAAGCUUGGUAUCAAUCUGUGGUGCUUGCACUAGUACCUUGCUUAUCACAUGAUUUAAAGAAAACCAGACUAAUAUUAGACAGACUUGGACUGGAUGAAGUACUGUGAUGAAGUCUGUGUGUUUGCCUCAUUAAAAGCUAAGUAAAAUGUUUUCCAGCUGCUGCUGAAUGGGCCUAAUCCAUAAUUAGGGUGUCCAAAUAAGCAUGUUUGUUGCCCUGCAAAUAACUGCAUAAAUAACUGUGCAGACCUGGAAAACAGUAGAACAAGAUAAAACAAUCAGAGUCUUACAGCUGUCUGGUAUAACACCUUUGUGUCUCUGCUUGUGGCUUUACACUAAACGGAAAGAGCUACUCACUGCAAACCCAUUCAGCAUUUCCUUGAAGAGUGUAGUGUGUUCACUCUCGCAGAGACACUACCAAGCUUUGUAGGAGGACCAAAGAGGUGUACAAUGAUCAAAAGCCACUGCAGUUAUUCAUUCUCGUGCCUAGAUAGUCCUGCCUCUUUGCUAUAUUUGACUUUGAAAGACAGUGAAGUGACUCUGCUUUCCUUCAGCACAUGGAACAACUUCUUCUCCAGAAAGGCCGAGGGGUGUCCAGUGGGGCAGCACCCGGCCGCAAAGCCACUUUCUUUCCCAAAGUUAUUUCCUUUCCUUCAGUGGAAUUUGGUGGAAUUUCAGCAGGCUUUGUAGCAGACACGCGAGUGGACCCAGCAGCUGGGUCAGGAGCGGGUAAUGCUGAUCUGAGGGCAGAACGAGAUGGAUUUGCAUUCUUUUCUCUGUGUUGCCCCCACGAGCACCAGACAGCCUGCACAGUGCUACAUGGUGAGCUGUAGGAGGGCAGAUGUUGCCUUCAUAGUAGCUCCAAGCCCAGCUACCGACAGCAGUGAGUGACUUAAAAAAAUAUAUGUAUUUUUUAAUUGUAUUUAUUUUCUCCACUAAAAGUGAAGUCUUGAUCCAGUGAAAAACAGAGUGCCCUCCCCAGCACUCAGUGUUGCUUAGGAUGUGCUCCAACCUCAGUGAAAGGGAAAUAAUUGAUACGUGGCAAAAGACAUCAGAAAAUGAUGUUGUAUAUAAGCAUGCUGCCCCUACGGGGUGGACUUUUGAAGCAUCAUUCUGUCUCUAAUACAUCUUUCGAAAGACUUGCACAGGCAGCUGGGCAGGAGGGAGCACUUGCUGUGCCACAGCAUGUAUGCUCUGCUUUCCAGAGGACUGAGCACGGGAUGCAUGCUGGUGGCCGUGGGCCAUCUUACAUAUCUGUCAGUGAUCCUUAUGGUGAUCAUUCUGGAAAACAGCCCUUAACUUCAGAACACCUUCUCAAAAUAUUAUUUUCUAAUUAUUUUCAGAAACAGGCUAGUGCAGGACAACAAAUUCUGUUCAAACAGUACCAGUGCAUCAGGUUUGGUGCUGCAGAAAUGUGUUCCUUCUAUUAUUCAAAUAUUUUCAGAUGCUGCUAAGGGAAUGCAGAGCUGGACUCUGGUAGAUGAAUGAGAGCUGUAGGAUCUGGACCCUCUACUUUUGAGUUUCCCCUAUAUUUUUUUCGUGUGAACCAGAAAAAUGAGUAGCAUAAAAUUAUUAAUUGCAGUAAGCUGAUUGCUUAAAAAGAUAGGCAAUAAAAUAGUUUGUAGUUCAAAGGGAUCCCAGGACUCGGAAAAAAAUUAAAGGCUUUUUCUAAAGCUAUUUCACCUUCAAUGCAACAUGCACAUUCACUUCAAUUUUAGGACUCAACUUUUACCUUCUUUUUCUCGAGGAGCACCUUCCUUAGCUGCACAUGCUGUUAACACUGAAUUUUAGACCACCAGGCUUAUCUAUGCCUUUCCAAAACCAGUGAGAUUAUUUAUUCUGAAGGAGAUCUUCAGCAAGUAAUUUGCUUCUCAUAGGCAAGAACAAUGCAAGUUUCUUCACUGCUUUUCUUGGUAAAUUAUAUUUAAUACUGUACAAAUAUUAAGGUGCUGUAUCUCUAAACUAAAGGGAUAACCUAAGCAGGAAGAAAAGCACGAUAAACCGGCUGAGCUUUGAUAUGUCUUCUUAGAAGGCUUCACUUGGUAAUUUUUUUAAAAUUAUUUUAGAUCUUUGCCAAGUAUCAUGAAGUGACACUUGUAACCAGGCGUCAGAUUAUCCAGAUGAAUCUGCUUUGGAAAGCAAGAAUAGCUGGCUCACAGACAUUUCUAUGUUUAGAAAUGUAAAACAGGAAAAUGCAGGUGCAUAGUCAAAGAUCACUACUUUUCUUAAUAACUGUUUGCCCUUCUUCAAUGCCUUUCUCUGAAGAGCCUUGGAGAUUUUGGCAAACUUAAUGAAGUCUGUCUCAGGACAUUCUUGUAAACUAGGUAUCGGUAUGGCAUUUUUGUAGCUCCGUGUCUCAGCUUUGCAGUGGUCUCACUGUAAACUUUGAAUUAAUUGAUAUUUACUCUGCUCUGCAAAUCUAAGACUUGAGCUUCAGUACUGUGGUUCCAUUAAAAUCAGAUUUUCUGUUGGCAUAAGCCAGAAGGAAGAUCCACGGCUUUGCUGAGGAGCUUGCCUGUUAACUGCAGAGGGGAUACAUUGGCCAAAUGCAGCGUGUCAUCACACCGAGCUGUAAUCUUGCCUUCAUUGUGUCACAUCACUCUUGUCUUUAAAUUGUUGGGAUUUUUUUGAAAGGACAGAAUUUUUUUCCUGUUAGCAUAGUUGGGGUACAAAGCUUUUGCAGUGCUGGGCAGUGAAGACGAUGGUUAUGUAUCAAAGAGAACUUGGGGAUUAUUACAAAAGUCGCAAUAAGCCAAAAUCAGCUGGCAACGUGAGCCUCAUGGGAUUCAAUAACCUGAAUGAGCUGCGAACAUGGAGGGGGCUUAGCAAACUCUCCUUUUGAAAAAACUGCUUUUUCAGAAACAAAAAGUGCCAGUACUCGAACGCGAUGGCCAGAAGAGUGGCUGCCUGCUGCAGUUCCUCCUCUGAGUGCCUCAGCCUGGUGGCCCUGGCUCUGUCCUUACCUGCUCCCAGGCCUCAGCCCAGCACUGGCUGCAGGUCUGCGCAUUUUCUUGGGAGAAAACGUGAGCAGGACUCAGCCUGCUGAGAGGUAUCACCUGUAUCUCCCUCUGCCUCGCUGCUGUGAACCUCCCGUAAACGAUCAGAGAACUGGACGAAUAAGCCCAUCAGACACAUCUGCUGGGUUUGGUGCAACCAUGCUUAGCAAAGAUGCCUUUAAAGAAGCUCAACCUAGAGGCUAAUGCAGUCUGUGACACAGAACUGUACGGCAGGCUUCUUACAAAAACUCUCUUUGCCUAAGAGAACGUGUCAUUGCAUUAUUGGGCUUGAAGAAAUGCAAGGAAAAACAGAUCCUGAGUAGUCUCUUGGAUUUAAUUUUUAAUACUUACAGUACCCAUGGAUUGAGUGUCACAGUGCGGUUUUGUCCUGAUGUAUUUUUGGUGCCACAAAGGAAAGAAACACCCCUUUUCAGGGUGGGUUUUUGCUAUGUAGAACACCUGACUCAUUCUUCUCAAGCAUUGUUCAAAAGAGAUGCCCAGGAACAGUAAGGUAGCUAUUAUGACAGAAAAGGUACAACCUUCAGCAUUUCACAGAUUUUGCUUGAGUUGAAUGAGUGGAGGGAAGUCUGACAAGUUUACAGAUGCCACUCAGAAAAAGGUAGCUGCUCUCAAGAAAAUUUAAGUUAUUGUUAAAUAUCGGUGCCUUGGAAAAACUAUGAUAGUUUAUUAUAGACAAGAUAUGCCUGUAAUUUUAUUUAAAUAAAAUUGAUUUAUUCAUAUAA
Messenger RNA from Harpia harpyja (harpy eagle), 4899 nucleotides. It is a transcript of the gene TMEM45A, whose product is annotated as transmembrane protein 45A. The transcript is spliced from 6 exons. The record is from RefSeq and is a predicted model, not a curated record. Lineage: Eukaryota; Metazoa; Chordata; Aves; Accipitriformes; Accipitridae. The coding region runs from base 169 to 996 and encodes 275 amino acids.